CCCUUGGGACUGAGGAGAGGCUGACCUGAUUCUUUCUCCGGCUCUUUUGAAAAUAUGGGUCCGGAGCCGCGCCUCCUCCAAAACGCCUUCUGCGGCGCGCCUUGAAGGAGGUGGAAGGCGCGAGCCGAGCCCCCAAGCGCGAUCCUGCCUUUACUUUGUGCCGGCGAGGGGGCUCUGGGCCCGCGCCACCGAGCUGCUGGGUCCCCUGUGCCCUCCUCCUGCCUCCAAGGAGUUCAAGGCUCUCUGUGGGCGAGACUACCCGCCUGCCUAUAAUGCACGCUUGUUCUCCUACGUUAUCUUGAAAAUAAUUCUAUAGGAUUCACACAGGGCAUUGGGGUUGUGUGGGUACAGUCCCCCACCCCCGCGCCCCCUGGAGUGUAAAUCACGUCAACAGAUAAGGCACCCAUGGUUUCCUUGGCUUAGCUUUCCGCUCACUUCUCAACCCUAAGCUUAUCCACCCCUUCAGUAUGACACCUUCCCCGUGAAUACGCAGACCUAAACAAGUAACCUACUUUGCAACACCCAAAAUCUUUCCUUCCAGAUGGGGAAAAAGAUGGCAUUUGCCCGUCCCCAUCUGAUGUCCAACCUCCGGUUUCCAAAGAACCUUGUACUUGUGAAAGUAAAUAUGUGUUGUGGCCUUUGCCAUGGAUCAAUGAAAAGUAUCGUAUAAUCAACAAACUAAAAUGUGGGGACAAAUCGGUCCUGGUUGGUAACUCAUGUGAAACAUUCAUGGAAUCCCCUGCUUAGGUGUCACUUUCUUCAGGAAACCGUGAUGUCCAGGACUAGUAGAUAAUCAACAGAAUGGGAGUGAAUGACUUGUGGCAAAUUUUGGAGCCUGUUAAGCAACACAUCGACUUGCAGAGUCUUAGUGGGAAAACCAUUGCAGUUGAUUUGAGUCUCUGGGUGUGUGAGGCCCAGUCGGUCAAAAAAAUGAUUGGAACCGUCAUGAAGCCACACCUCAGGAACUUAUUUUUUCGUAUCUCAUAUUUAACACAAAUGGAUGUAAAACUGGUGUUUGUUAUGGAAGGGGAACCACCAAAGCUGAAAGCUGACGUCAUGAAUAAGAGGAAUCAGAUUCGGUAUGGACCUUCUGGAAAAGCAUGGUCUCAGAAAACAGGGAGAUCACAUUUUAAGUCAGUCUUAAGAGAGUGCCUAGAUAUGCUAGAAUGUCUAGGAGUCCCCUGGGUUCAGGCUGCUGGAGAAGCAGAAGCCAUGUGUGCUCACCUCAAUGCCAGUGGCCAGGUAGAUGGCUGCCUUACCAACGAUGGUGAUGCUUUCCUCUAUGGAGCCCAGACUCUCUACAGGAAUUUCACUAUAAGUACAAAGGAUCCUCACAUUGACUGUUACACAAUGUCAUCUAUCAAGAGUAAACUAGGUUUGGACAGAGAUGCUCUGGUUGGACUAGCAAUACUUCUUGGCUGUGACUAUCUUCCAAAGGGAGUCCCUGGAGUUGGAAAAGAGCAAGCAUUGAAACUCAUACAGAUUUUGAAAGGUCAAAGUUUGCUUGAGAGAUUUAAUCAGUGGAAUGAAAAAUCAUGUUAUUCUGCUGUGCAACCACGAGUAGCUAAAAAACUGGCUCACUGCUCUGUGUGCUGCCAUCCAGGAGGAGGAGGAGGGAAAGAAAAAAAAUAUGUAUAUAUCACUGAGCACAGCUGUGUCAGAAAGGCCUUUCACUCCCAAACGAGAUUAGGAGAUCCUAUUAGCUCAUCUCAGUGCUCACCUAAGGAUCAUGAACGUAAUGGAUGCAAAUUAUGUAAAAGUGAUAGAUACUGUGAACCGCAUGACUAUGAAUACUCCUGUCCUUGUGAAUGGCACCAGACAGAACACGAUAGGCAACUAAAUGGAGUAGAGAACAUUAUUAAGAGGAAAGCUUGCAGUUGUGAGGGAUUCCCAUUUCAUGAGGUUAUUCAAGAAUUCCUUGUGAACAAAGAUAAAUUGAUGAAGGUAAUCAGGUACCAAAGACCUGAUUUAUUAUUGUUCCAGAGAUUUACCCUUGAAAAAAUGGAAUGGCCCAAUCCCUAUGCAUGUGAGAAAUUGUUGGUACUUUUGACCCGCUAUGACAUGAAAGAAAGAAAACUUGGUAGAAGGAACUCUAAACAAUUACAGCCAAUACGAAUUGUUAAACCUCGAAUCAGAAAUGGAGUUCAUUGUUUUCAAGUAGAAUGGGAAAAGCCUGAACAUUAUGUUUUAGAAGAACAACAACAUGGAGAAUUGCUUCUACUUACAAUCGAAGAAGAAUCAUUGUUUACAGCAGCCUAUCCUGAGAUUGUAGCUGACUACCAAAAACAAAAAUUAGAAAUUAAAGGGAAGAAACCAAAAAAAAAUAUGAAAAUUAAACCUAAAGGAAACAGUUCACCAGAAUCAGAUGAUGUAAUGAGUUUUCAGUCAUUUAAGACUUUAAACCCCACAUGUGAAAUCUUUCUUAAGCAGAAUGCCAAGUUAAAUUUGGAAAUUUCUCCUGAUCCUCCAUUACCACAGAAAUCUAUUUCUGCCUUAUCCAAUGGCUUGCUUUUACCUGAAAAUGCUCCUUAUUUGAGUACACAACAGCAAAUGUCUUCUUCAAGACCUUUGACUAUACAGGAUAUUAAAGAUGUCAGUAAGUCUCUAAUUUCAGAAUCUAAUCAGCCUAAUACUUCAUCCUAUAAUAUAUCUGCAAUUACUGACCUACACUUGAGUACCAUUGACUGGGAAGAUACUUCUUUUAGUAAUUCUUCAGCUAUUCAAAUAAACCCUCUCUCUCAUGUUUUACAACAAUCAGAACUUGAAUCAGACCUAUCAGCCAUCCCUGAAGACUUUGGAAAUAUCCCAGAACAGUUGUCAUAUGAAUCAGAAUGGUGUACCACAAACAUCAAUAAAGUGUUGCAUGGGAAUCUUCAAAAGAUUAGUCCUGAAGAGCAUCUGCUUUCUGGCAUUAGUGAUUUACAUCUUCAGGAUUUGCCUUUAAAGAAACGAAUACAAAUAAAAUCAUCAUAUCCUCAGGAUAAUAUACAACCAGAUAUUCAUCUGAAAACUGUGUCCCUAACAAGGGACAAAGAAUCUUGUAUUGAUAACAGUAGUUCUGAUUGUCUGUUGCAUCUUUCAAAAGAUCUUCCAGAAAUUAAUUUGCAAAAUGAAUCUAGAAAGUCUCAUUUCCUAAAAGGAGACCAGCUACAUCAAGAAAACUAUAAAGUUAGUACUUCCAUACCUUAUCCUGUCAAUAAUCCAGUAGUAAAGACCUCUGAUAUUAGAAUUGGACCACUACAUCCUGCUUUAGAUCGUAGUAGAAAAAUUGAUAGGCAACGCAUUCAAAAAAUCGUCAUGAAGAAUAGUGUUUUCUUUGACAGACAUUCCUCUGACGAAGAAAGUACCCCAACAUUUGGGAAAGCUAAGUGCACAACUCAAAAAAUGUGUUACAGUUCUCAGAACCAUAGCCCAGCCCACUUCAAAGGACACAACCACAGCAAAUUGAGUAACCCUAAGAUACAUGUUAAAGAAACUGAACUGUUUGUCAAGUCUUAUAAAACAACCGGAAAUGAAGAAAAAUGUUUUCCAGAUAUAGCAAAAAGUUCUGAGAGUUGUCUACAAAGUCAUAAGAAAGACAUGGAGCCUGGUACUUAUUUGGAUAGUCCUCUUCCUUUAUCCCAGAGAUUAAAAGUAAGAUUCCAGAAUACAUGAAAGAUAAGAUACUUCAGUAUAAUUUAUUAUUAUACUACUAUCAAUAUAAGCAAAGCUGAGGGAGGGUAGAUAGUUAUUGUUUAGUAGAAAAAUUUAAUUUUUAUAUAUUGUGAAAAGUUUCUGCCAUUUUAAUCAAAAUUAUAAUUAAAAAGUGGAAUCUAAAAUUUGGGUUUUAAAAAUGACUUUCUGUGAUAAAAUUUCAGAUAAUAUAUAUUUUUAGAACACAUUUUUAUUGUUUUUAAAAAAUAUCCAUAUUGUUCUUAUAGUUUUAAAUAGUGCAUUAUUUGACAGAGUAAAUGCUUUGUUCAUUUGUUGAUUUUUACUUUUUCUUCCACAAGCCACUGAAGCAUUUAUUUAUAUUCCAGCUUGUUCCCAAGAGGGUAACUUUUUAUAAAUAUCUUGUAAUGUUAUCGACUAUACUUACCUGAUAGUUACAUUUUCUCUCAAUGUGAAGAUACUUUAGUGUCCUCUUUUACUUGUGGUAACCUUUUUCUCCUUUGUGAGGGAUAAAGGAGAGAGGAUGGUUAAUAUGUAGUAAAAUCAUGGUUGUAAUGGUUGAAUAAACUAAGGAAAUUUAUCCUUAUUCCCCAAAGUUCAUGGUAUAUCAAGUGGAAAAAGAUUUUGAAAAUCCCUUGUGUAACCAAAAGAGGAUUAUAAACUCAUUAAGAGGAUUAUUACCUCAUUAAGAAUGCAAAACAGCUAGUUAAUACUGUAGUAGUGCUGUGGGAAUCAGUUUCCUUGCUUUCUAUUUCAUUGAGUUUUCUGCUUUUUCUCUUCUAUAGCACUUUUCUUUCCCUUACUUUUGUUUUAAAAAUUAAUCUAUGCCCUAUUAAUUUGAAUACAUCCACAUAUUAAGUUUUUCAUAAAUUUAUCUAGUACUGAAAAAUUCUAGAGAGCAUCCAGAUUUGAAAAGAAAUAGUGAAACUGCUUCUAUUUGCAAAUGACAAUAUUGAAAAAUAUAUAUUGAAUGUAUAUUUCAAAUGUAUAUUGAAAACUCCUAAGGAAUCCAUUAAAAAUCUGUUAAAACUGAUGAGCUCAAGGUUGAAGUAUACAGAUCAGCAAAAAUCAAUUAUUUUUCUGUGUACUCACAGUAUAAAAAUAGAAAUGAAAUUUCUCUAAAUGAAAAUUAAGAAAAAAGUUCCAUUUACAGUAGCAUCAAAAAGAAGAAAACACCUUGGAAUAAAUUUAACAAAACAAAUGGAAAAACAUUCUAAAAGUAACAAGUAUUGUAAAGGAAAUUAAUAAAUGGAGAUCUCAUGUUCAUGAAUCAGAAGACUUAAAAUGGCAACACUAUUCAAACUGAUCAGAUUCAGUACAACCCAUCAAUUCUGGCAGGCUUGUUUUCUGACUGGCUGGCUGGCUGGAUUGCUUUUGUAGGAGAACCUAGCAACUCAUUCUAGCAUCAUGGAAAUUCUAGAGACUCUGAACAGCCAAUUUUGAACAGAAAAUUGGAGGACUCACUGAUUUCAAAACUUACUACAAAACUUUGUUAAUGAAAAAAAUAUUGUACUAACAUAAAGAUAGACAUGUGGGUCAGUAUAGAUCAAUGGGAUAGAAUCAAGAAUCUAGAAAUAUGCCCUCACAUUUAUGAUAAAUUGAUUUUCAACCAGAGUCAAGAGAGUUCAAUGGGGAAACAAUAGUCUUUCAGUAGAUGCUGUUGAGAAUAUUGGAUAUUUAUAUGAAAAUGAAGCUUAAUCCCUAUUUCAUGUUAUAUAUUGCUUAAAAAUUACUGUAAAGUGGAUCAAAUCCUUGAAUAUAGGAAGUAAAACUAUAAAACUCUUAGGAGGAAAUAGGUAUAAAUCUUCAGGGCUUUGGUUUAGGCAAGGGCUUCUUAGAUAUGACACCACAAAAGAAAGAUAAAGUAGACAUCAUCAAAACUUGUGUUAUGAAGGACAGCAUUAAGAGAAUGAAGAGAGCUGCCAUGGUGGUGCACGCCUGUCAUACCACCACUCAGGAGGGUGAGGCAGAGGAUUACAAAUUUGGGUCCAGCCUGGGCAACUUAGUGAGAUCUUGUCUCAAACUAAGUAAAGAGAGCUGAAGAUGCAGCCCAGUGGUAGAGUGUUUGUCUAGUAUGCACAAGGCCCUAGAUUCAAUACCCAUCACUGAAGAAGAAAAAUGUGAAGAGACAACCCGUGAAAUGGGAAAAAAAUAUUUGAAAAUCCUGUGCUAAGGGACUUGUAUAAAGAAUUCUUGCAAAUCAAUAACAAAAGAUAACUUAAAAAUGAGCAGAGUACACAUUUCUCCAAAGAAGAUAUACAAAUUAUCAGCACAUGAAAAAAUUCUUGACAUUAUUAGCUACCAAAAUGCAAAUCAAAACCAUAACUUGUUAUUGCCUCACAUCCAAUAGAAUGGCUAAAAUAUAAAAAAUAAGGAUGAAGGCAAUGGAGAAAUUGGUACCUUUAUAAUCCAGCAGUAGUGUAAAAUGGGAUAGCCACUUUGGAAAAAGUCUGAUGUUCACUCAAAUAGUUACAUGUAGAGUUACUAUGCAAUUCUCCUAGGCAUAUACCCAAGGCAAAAAGAAAAUGUCCACAUAAAAACUUGUACACAAAUGUCCAUUGUUAUUUAUAAUAAAAAUUAGAAGUAGUAGAAAUUGCUGAGUAAGGAGGAAAACUGACAUUUAUUAUAUAAUUAUCAACCAUAUACUGAGUGCUUACCUAAGUUCUUCACAAAAUUUUUAUUAUCAGUAAUUCUAUAAAGACUGUAUUGCUCCCCCCCCCAAUAAAUCCCAUUUAAAUGUUC
Marmota monax (woodchuck) is the source of this 6393-nucleotide messenger RNA. It is a transcript of the gene Gen1, whose product is annotated as GEN1 Holliday junction 5' flap endonuclease. The transcript has 15 exons. Gene Ontology annotation, molecular function: 5'-flap endonuclease activity; four-way junction DNA binding. The record is from RefSeq and is a predicted model, not a curated record. Bases 802 to 3654 code for a protein of 950 amino acids. NCBI's taxonomy places the organism in Eukaryota, Metazoa, Chordata, Mammalia, Rodentia, Sciuridae.